Amphibalanus amphitrite is the source of this 6113-nucleotide messenger RNA. Its product is annotated as cilia- and flagella-associated protein 74-like. The coding region runs from base 99 to 4856 and encodes 1585 amino acids. NCBI's taxonomy places the organism in Eukaryota, Metazoa, Arthropoda, Thecostraca, Balanomorpha, Balanidae. The record is from RefSeq and is a predicted model, not a curated record. The transcript is spliced from 19 exons.
ACUUGAGAUGUGAUUUUUGAGAUAUUUUGAGAUUUUUCUUGAAAAUUAUGCAACCUGAUCCUGUCUAAAAGAAGACUCUUCUCAACUAGCAGUCGAUCAUGGCUGACGAAGAUGAAGACAGCACACUGCUCUGUGGCAGUAAAGGGUUGAUUACCUUGGAUGAGCAGCAUCAUUAUGUCAGAGCCAAGCAGCAAGUUGAUGCCUCUGAUGCAGAAUGUGGGAGAUACAACAUACUCUUGGAUGAGGUUCGACAGCAGCUGUGGCAGUGCCGGGAGCGGCUGCAGGUCCUCUCCAGCCGACGCGAGCAGGCGGCGGCACAGGCGCGCCAUGCGGCACACACUGGCCGACACGCCAGUCUCGGAUACCUGCGGGACCGACUGGCCGGCCUGGAGGCGAACGUGGCGCAGCAGCAGCAUCGGCGGCACUGGCUGACGCACCGGCUCGUCACGCUAGAAAAGUACGCAGCGGCCGCCGCAUUUGACGACGGAAAGCUGGUCAGCACAAAGUUUUUCGUAAACGAGAUGGAAAAGGACUUUGAACGGAGAAAACAGGCGCAGAAGAGCUGCUACAUUCAGCGGGAGGAGAAACUGGCCAAAAUAUAUGAGGACAAGGUGCGCCGACGGGAGGAGCGCAGUCGGAGGACCCUGCGCACCAUGGCGGCGCGUGAGGACCAGCUGAGGCGGCAGGCUGAGGACGCAGCCGCGCGUAUGGACGUGCAUGUCUCAAACACGCUGAAAACCCUGCAUAAACAGCACAAACAACAGCUGCUGGCGUCGGAGCGUCAGCGCCAGCGUCGGUCUGACGCGGUGCGUCAGUUCGCGCGUCAGUUGGAGUACACGCGAGAGGUGCUCCGGGUGCAACAGCAGCUGCCCGCCCGCGCACCGGGGGAGGCUGCCGGCGAGCACAGCGCCCUCUCCAGCGGCACGCAGAAACUACAGGCGCACCUGGAGCAGCGCCGUGCCACUCGGGCGGCCGCCGAGCAGUGUCGUGUCGACACCGCCGCUCGUCAGCGGGACAACACGCGGCGCAUCGUCGCACGGCUGGUACAGGAGGAGCGGCGCCGGCUGCAGUCACCGCGGCCGCCGCCGGCGCCGCUCCGACCCCGCCGGCCGGGCCGCUCCACCCGGCCCCGCAGCCUGCCGCCGCUGACCGCAGAGUCAGGGCAGCUGCCGGACUCUACCACAGGUAUAGAACAGUCAGCCAGUCCGGAUAGCGGUGGAGCAGGCGAGGAGGCUGGCCGGAGUGCGGAGACUACCGUCUCGGCGAUAGCGCGCCCGACUGACUCGGCCUCAGCUGAUGGUCUGACUGACUCGGCCGGUCAGCAUGAGGACAUGCACACGCUGUCCUCUCCGGACUCUUCUGGAUCGUCAACUCCGCCUCGCGGGCCCACCUCGGACGCCCACGGUAGAGCGCGGGCCUCCAGACUCUCCUCUGGAGAUCUGGAGAGGCUGCAGCACCUGCUGGAGACGUCGGCCAAGGGAGGGGGCGGGGAUGACGAGGGUGACGAUCUGGGUGACGAGGGCUCCCUGGGCGGCUCGCUGGGCAGUGUGGGACGCCAGUGGAUGAAGAGGCGGCCCGAUAUGCCGGUGGAGAGGCCGCCGGUCACCAGCGACCCGUGUCCGUUCAGCUGGAAACCGGACGUCAUCGAGUUCAAGGACUUCCAGGUGGGCUGGACGUACUACCGGCGUGUCUCGAUCGUGAACCUGUCCCGGACCCGCUCCAGCUGUCGCUACAUCGGCCUGUUCGAGCACAACUACUACCAGCUGGAGCAGCCGCUGGCCGAGAGUCUGCGCGUUCAUUUCCAGCCGCCGGGCUUCCUGGGAACCGGGCUGGCGGCGAAACUCGAGCUCGAGUUCACACCGCGUAUGCUCGGAGACGGAGAGUGUCUGGUACGAUUCCAGGCGCCAAAUGGGGAGUUCCAGGUGCCUGUGAGGUUCGUGGCUCAGCGAGCAGAGCCGAGACUAGACCGGAGAGCGGUGGAGUUUGGGGAUCUGGUGCUGGGGACGCGAGUGAAGCGCAGUGUGGUGCUGAGGAACACUGGUAGUAAGGGGUGUCGGUUCACCGUGAGGCCCCUGGUACCGACCCCCACGGGGAGUGCGGAGGAGGAACGGACAGAGAGCCAGAGGCAGGUCACCUCUGCGGCCGCGGAGCACUCGGCAGUCGCUGUGGACAGGCCGGGCAGGGCGCCGCGAGGCGGGACUGCCGGGUCGGUCGGAGCUGUGGCAAUCACUAUCGCUCCGCGCGGAGGUACAGCAGGGUCGGUGGGAGCCGUGGUACCGAUUUCCAGCUCUCCCGACGGAGCGGCGGUGGUCUCGACGUCCCCAACCUCCUCCCCCGCUCCUGCGACCAACGACUCACCCGCCCCUGCGACCACAGCCUCGCCAGCUCUCGCUUCGGGCUCUGCAGGGAACUCUGGGGCGUCAUCAUCAGCUGGUCCCGCCGCGUCCACCACCUCCCCAGAACCCGCAGUCACCACCAGCACCGAACAACAACCCACCUCCGCCAAAACGGCCACUGACAUCGUCUCAUCAAUCCUGGAUCAGCUGUUCGACCGGCUGCCCAUCAUCGACUUCGACGGGGGACUGGGGGUGUGCGGCAGCGGCGAGGGCGAGCUGCCGGCCGGCGGCAGAGCGCGACUUCACCUGGGCUGUGUGGCCGACCUGGAGGGCGCCUGGAGACAGCAGUUCGUCGUCGAGUUUGACGAUCCCAACUGUGAACCGUUUACGCUGACGGCGUCCUACUCCGGUCACGAGUUCCCGAUCUCCGUGCGUAACCCGCACCUCUCGCUGGACAUUUGUCUGUGCGGGCUCACCUACUGGGACACCUUCGAGAUCGUCAACACCGGUAAAGUCGCCAGCCGUGUGCGAACUGUUGUGCCCGAUGAUAUGAAGCCGUUCGUGGACAUCCAGGGAUCCCCGGCGCUGGUUCAGGCCGACAACUCGUUCAAGGUCAAGAUUUUCUUCAAACCAAAACGUUCGCUGCUCAGCCCUCCACACCGGUUCUUCGACCCCGCCACACACAUUCUCGACUUCCCAGUGUCCUUCCACGUGGACGCCGGUUCACUGGGCGCCUCUCUGGGCGGCGCGCGAGGCGCCCCGAUCGUGGGCUCCGUGCAGGCAGCUGUCUCCAGUAACCACGUGUGGCUGAAGCCGGAGAGAGUCGAGUUUGGGAGGGUCACCCUACUGGAGUCGGCGUGUCGGAGAGUGCAGCUGACUAAUGGUGGCCUGACGGUGCAGCAGUGCCACUUCACCGGACUGCCGGAUAGUGUGACCGUUCAGCCGGGUAACGGCGGUGCGGUGCUGCUGCCGGGGGAGACGGUGCCUCUGGACGUCAUCUUCUCCCCGUCCGUGUCCGGUCAGCACCAGUUCUCACUGGUCGUGGAGACGCUGGAUGGCGGCAGAGCCACUGUCACAUGUCACGGCCUGGCCACCACCCCGCCCCUCUCUUUGAGCGCUACCAGUAUCAAACUGAGCGGCGUGCCUGUCCAGGGAGAGAAGAAGGCGGCCGUUUACGUGCAGUGUCCUAAGGUACCGCUGGCUGAGGAGAAGUUUUUCGCCAUGGGCGGCAGUUUCGAGUUUCAGCCGCCAGAUGGCAUCCCGGUGGCCAUACACCCCAUGGUGGGGUUCGUACCCUACAAACAGAGUCGCCGUGUCGAGGUGACGGUGUCGCCCAUCCUGGAUCCGACCGAGGUUCGUAUCACCGCCUCGCUCCUCCGCUACGAACAGCUGGAGAUGGAGCGGGCCGCCGAGCCGGAGGUGUCCGCCAAAGGUGACAAGAACAAGAAGAAGGGUCGUAAGAAGUCAGCGGAGAGGCCUCAGAUGAUCCUGUGUCCGGAGCCCUCCACCAUCCACCCGGGCAGCGAUCUGUACCGGGAGGCACAGCAGGUGCUUCUGAGGACGUACGAGCCGGCCACGUACCGUUACGUGAUCCCGUGCUGCGUGAGGCACGGGGACACCGGUCAGGAGAGCAGUGGGCCUUGUGACGUACUGUACCUGGAGGUAGUCUGCACCACGGCGGCGCCCCACCUCGUACCCGCCUCGUCUCUGUGCCUCGACUUUGGUCCGCGCGUUCUGCGCGCGCCCGCCUACCUGGAGGUGGCGCUGGAGGGCGCCGGUGAGGGGCCGCUGCGGCCGCGCGCCUCGGCUCUGGACCCGCACGGACCGUUCAGACUGGUGGAACCGCUGAGGGAGGUGCCGCCGGGAGAGAGGAGUGUGGCGCGCGUCUGCUACACGCCAGAGAGGCUCAGUCAGGAGCUGGAGUUUUGGAACAUUACCGGAGGGAACACCAAUUUGCGAUACGCCCUCUACGGUCGUGGAGUGAAACAAGAGUUCUCAUUCACUCCGGAAGAUGGCAUCAUCAACAUGGGGAAGGCUAAGCUCGGUAAAGCGAGCAAGAAGCAGAUCACGGUGACGAACGAGUGCGAGGCUCCCCUCGAGUUCGCCGUCGAGCUGGUGCCGGCGCCGCCGCUGCUGCCCGCUGACCCGGAGGUCAAGUCACGCGGCUCCGGCUCGGCGCGAGGGGACCGGCGCAGCGGGCGGCGCGAGCCAGAGCCGCAGCCGGCGCUGGCGGCCGCGUGGGCGGUGUCGGCGCAGCGGCUGGAGGUCGGCCCCUACCGGACGGCAACCCUGGAGGUGCUGCUGACUCCGACAGAGGAGGCGCUCUAUGAGGCACAGCUCGUGCUGAGGCUCUUCAAAAGGCUGGAUGAGCUGGUGUUCACAGCGACUGGGAAAACGCCGGGCUACAAGGCGCCUAAGGUGGAGAAGAGCGCGAAAGAGAAAGAUGGGAAAAAGAAGAGUGCGGAAAAGAGCGCGGGACAUAGCGCGGAGAAGAGCGGUAAAGGAAAGAAGAAGAAGUAAAGAAUACACGAAGCGGCAGAGAAAUUUAAGCAUGGAAUCACGUGAAAGAAAUCUUAACAGUAUUUUGCGUCUCAUAGUCAUUUGUCUGAAAAUUGUCCUGUGUAUAUUAUAUUGUGAACGCAAAUGCAGCGAAUUUCUUUCAUUUGUCCGAAUUAUGAAGCGUUAGCAGGCACGACUCUGAACUUCAACUUGAUGCAUUUCUCGUCUCGUUUCUCAAGGUUUUUAGCAAUUUCUUCUAUUUCUGAAAAUUGGCAAGGGCACCGAUAACCGAUUUCUUGAGAUAACAUUGAAGCGGGAACAAUAUGGGACUUAAUUUUUCCGCGCCUCUCAUCUCUCGGAGUACAAACCACAACGGUCAUUUCCAAUCCGAUUAAUGCGCGGAAGCUCCGUGGCCUGAAAAAUGAGCUCCAAAGACUUCGGACUUGACCUACUGACGUUGACCUACUUCACAAUCGGGUAAAACUUUAGGAUUUUGAGGGCAAACAAUGUGCAAUCCUAAUGCUUUGCUCGCGUGAGGCGUAAGCCCCGAGCCCAGUAGCCACGUAACGAGUGUGAAGACCUUCGUGGUAGCUUAUUUGUGAUCUUGAAAUAUGAAAACAAUGGUGAUGCCUGCUUGUAAAUGUUUAGAAUUUAUGUGUACAUAAAUUAGAACCAAGGAAAUACCGACAUGACCUAAAAGGCUACGUAGCUGGAUUUGGAGGUCUAUGGUAUUCCGGAGAAGACGGUCGAGAUCCCAUUCCUAGUACAUUUACUAGCAUGUUGCUAAGUCGAAUGAAUGCAUAGCACCGUUCUAGGGCGGGGUCGUUGUCAGUGAACGCAUGUAGAAGUUCCCGUUUAAAAAGUAAAUUACACAUGUUGCGAUAUGCGACAUUAAACCGUCAGGGAUCAUUUGAGAAGCAAGAGAAUUAAGGAUACAUAUUUGUCGUUCACUGGGAAGUUGACGUUCUGGAAUAGAUGUCUGACAGGUACAUUACGUUAAGGGGGUCGCUUGACUUGACAAUUGAUCCGACUAUUGAAAGACGGAACCAACAUGAAUCCCAUGCUAAUUACAAGUUGUCCUUAAAAUUGGUAAAAUUGUUAAGGCGGAAAGCGGUCACUCUAAAUUUGUGUUGAUGUGGGUCACCAAGUCUCGCUCAUUGCGCGGUUUUGUCCGUUUCAUCUUCCUUGCGUCUGGGUCUCAAAUUAUCUCGCUUAGUGCCGUGCGUCGAACUUAUUUCUUUGUCAGUAUUGUUUUAUUGUGAGACAAGAUAACAAUUU